Xiphophorus maculatus (southern platyfish) is the source of this 7039-nucleotide messenger RNA. RefSeq names its product MLLT6, PHD finger containing (gene mllt6). Gene Ontology annotation, cellular component: nucleus. The coding region runs from base 233 to 3463 and encodes 1076 amino acids. Gene Ontology annotation, biological process: regulation of transcription by RNA polymerase II. Gene Ontology annotation, molecular function: nucleosome binding; histone binding. The record is from RefSeq and is a predicted model, not a curated record. The transcript has 19 exons. Lineage: Eukaryota; Metazoa; Chordata; Actinopteri; Cyprinodontiformes; Poeciliidae.
UAAGGACGGGAGGAGGACAUCACGGUGAAAACGUAGAAACUGCGAAGCAGCGCAAUUUUUUACACGCCGAGAUUUGGUUUCACCGCUGCGGCAAAAUCACCCCCGUGCGCCCGACGCGGCAGAUGACUAUGCAGGGUACAGCGUUAAAGUGCCGGAUGUCUACCUGACAGGCCUGGCCGAGGUCUGGACCGUUACUCGGGAGGAGAAAUUUAUUUCUUCUUAUGGGAGAAGCAUGCGGGAAAUGGUCGGAGGCUGCUGCGUGUGUUCCGACGAGCGAGGCUGGGCUGAGAACCCGCUGGUGUACUGUGAUGGACACGGCUGCAGCGUCGCCGUUCACCAAGCGUGCUACGGCAUUGUCCAGGUUCCCACCGGCCCGUGGUUCUGUAGGAAGUGUGAGUCACAAGAACGAGCAGCACGAGUAAGAUGCGAUCUCUGUCCCCACAAGGAUGGAGCCCUUAAAAGGACAGACAGUGGCGGCUGGGCCCACGUAGUGUGCGCGCUCUACAUCCCUGAGGUGCAGUUUGCCAACGUUCUCACCAUGGAGCCCAUCAUCCUGCAGUAUGUCCCACAUGAGAGAUACCUUAAGACGUGUUACAUCUGUGAGGACCACGGAAGGGAGAGCAAGGCGGCCUGUGGAGCCUGCAUGACCUGCAACAGGCAGGGCUGCAGACAAGCUUUUCACGUUACCUGUGCUCAGAUGGCUGGUCUGCUGUGUGAGGAAGAAGGCCCAGAAGCUGACAACGUUAAAUACUGUGGUUACUGCAAGCAUCACUACAACAAAAUGCAGAAGAAGUUGCGCUCAAGCGAAAAUGCUAGUAGCUCCUUCAGUCAUCCCAGGGGGCGUUCCAGUUCUCCAUCACAGGAAAAACAUCACCACCAUAAACAGAGGAAGAGUCAUAAAGACAAGAUUCGUCAGAAAGAGCGGCACAAGAAGUCUUCAGACAGCCUGACCUCCUCCAUAACAACAAGCAGUAUAGAAAAGAUAUCUUCAACACAUCAUAGCAGCAAAGAUGGCGAAGGGAAGCCGAAGAAGCUGAGCUCCCACAGUCAUGGUCACCGGAGUAAGAAGACGGGGAGCACCGGGAAAAGCUGCUCUUCCUCCUCCUGCUCCUCCAGCCCGUUCAACACCGGCGGAUCCCUGUCAGCCACUCAGGAUUUCCAUCAGUUCUCAUCUUCCUCUCGCUUGGAGCGCGAGCACGAUCGUGGAGGCGACGACCACAACGGAGAGAAACGCAAAGAGCGCCACAGGAGGUCUGCAGUGCAGGAUGAGGAGGAGGAAGAAGAGGAAGAGAAAGAUGACAAAGAUGAAGAAGAGGAAGAAGAAGAGGAGGAAGACUGUAAAUACCAAAAGCCCCCCGCGUUGACCCCAGCUGAUUGCCCCCUCGCAGGGUCUCAAAGCCACGAACGGACAGAGAGCAACUCGAGCCCCUUCGAGAACAAAGUCACCAUCUCCACCUUUGGCUCCAUCAUGCGCAUCACUUCCUCUUCAGGGUUGGGCAGCACCUGCAAAAUCCGCAAAAUUUCCUCCUCGAGCGACUACAAGCCCUCCAAAUCCCUCACAAAGCCGUCUCAGGUCAGCGCACCUCCCGUCCUGGAGGACGCCAGCAUGAAGGACAAGAUCGCGCCCCCGCCGCUGCCCCGAGAACGGAGGCACCAUAGCAACAAGAAGAGCCGCCACGGCCCGGGGCGCCCACGUGGGAGCAAGAACCGAGAGCGGAGGGAUGAGGACCAUCACCACCACCAUGGAGACGCACCAGCGCCGCCCCCCCCAGCCUUGAGUUCCUCUCUCUACCAGAGUCCAUCAUCAUCGUCCCACCCUGCUUUCCCUUCCACGCUGCCUCCGACCUCCUCUACAACCUCUUCUUCCUCCUCUGCUAGGAGUUUUUCUGCAGGUCGCAGCAACUCUUUGCUUGGCUCCGGUAUCUACUCCAGUCUCAAGGAUCCUCUCACGCUUGGUGGCGGAGUCUGCAGCACGCCUCUCUCCCUCAGUGGAGGAGUGUGCAGCACCUCCUUGUCCCUAGGAGGAGCAAUGUGUAGCACUCCUCUCUCCUCAGGACUGCUUUCAUCUCACGGCUCCUCACUCUCUCUUCCUUCUGUCAGCGCUGUUUCAAACACGCAGGUCCAUUCCAGCUCCAGCGCCUCCUACAGUCUGAACUCCUCUCAGCCUUUCGCCAGCUGUCUCUCCACAGCCUCAACACUGCCGCCACUACUGAGCCAAGGCCAGACCUCAUUGCCAGAGUCCGACAUUGAUGACUGCCGCUUCCACUGUCAGGGAAACUCGCCGAGAGAGAGUCUUUCCUCACAGUCUCCCAUGAGCUGUCUUCCUCUCCUGUUUGACCAGAGAGACGGACUGGGCUCUGGAGUCAGAGCCCGUCCUGAGAACGUUCCCCCCGCAAGCUCCCACAUUGAGCUGCUGUUGGAGAAACAUGGAAACGGAGAGAUGGGGGUCAACAUUGUGGAGAUGUUGAAGUCGCUGCACUCGCUGCAGCAGGAGAACCAGCGCCUCCAGGACCAGAUCCUCAGCUUGACAGCAAAGAGGGAGCGGCUGCAGCUGCUCAACACUGAGCUGGCGGUGCCUUUCCAGCCCCACAUCCACACCAUACCGGGCCUGCACUCAUCCUCUCAGAUCAGCUUUCUGUCAUCUUCUCAAGAACCCCUGAGCACCAAUAAGAGUCCCCUCUCCAAAAGCUGCUUCCUGAAUGACACCUCCUUUGUUACCUCAUCUGAGGAGCUCCACUCUAAUAGUCCGUCCCGCAGCAGUUCGUCGCUCUCCUUCCAGGGUACCCCCCCUCCUCAACAGAGUCCCGCCUCCUUCGGCCAGCCCCUGCUGAACGGUUUGAACCGAGGGCCCAGCGACGCUUUGGGGAGCAUCAGUCAGUCCUCUGCUCUGCCAGUGGGUGGGCUCAUUGCGUCCAUCACAGGGAGCCCGCAGCUGAACAUGAACGGUGUCCUGGGUGGUCUGAACGGCGUGAUCCAGUCUCCGGUGCAGAGCGCUCAGCAGCCGUCGCUCCCCGCCCUGCGUCCCCAGCCGCCUCCACUCAACCCCCAGGCGCUGGCCCAGGGGUUUCAACUUCCUAAGAACGUGAGCCCGUCUUCUUUUCUGUCUGAGCAGCAGAAGCAGCUUCUGUUCGAGCAGCAGCAGCAGCAGCUCCAGCAGUUCCUAACCUCACAGAACUUCACACCGGAGCAGCAGGCGAUGGUGUGCCAGAUGCUGCAGCAGCAGAGACAGAGGGAGCUGCAGCGCCUCACGCUGACGGGAGCGCUCAAUUCAACCCCUAACUCGCCCUUGAUCUCCCAGUCGCCCAACCUGUUGUCAUCGGCAACCGCGUCUCCCCUACAGGGGAGCCAAGCGGGGGGUCUCUUUGGUCUGCAGGACAAUGUGCUCCACAAACCUGGGGUGAGUAUUGCUGCAGGAUUUCAUAACGUGUUGAACCCCAUCGUGGUUCAAGCCAACAAGCCAUGAUUGUGAUUUUGCUCCAGAGGAUUAAUACUAUGGCUGCUGCAAUGAGUCAAUAUAAUCAAGCCUCAAACCUUUCUGAAAGAAAACAGGCAUAUUCAUUCAUCUUCUUCUGACAUGUGAAUGUUUGUUCUGUUGUUUUUUUAAAGCUGCAGUGAUGCACAAAAAUCCUUGUUGUCUGACCUCUCUGAAAUAGAGUAAUAUCUUUUCUAUUAUCAGAUCUAUCCUCCAACAUCAAUCAGGGUUUCUACAGAGGCUGAAAUUUGAAUUUUAUGUUGAUUUCUAUUUCAGGAUAAGAGAGAAAAAGAAGAGAAUAGAAGAAUUAGUUUUCCCAGACUUUAUUCCUUAUCACCCUGUCCACAUGUUUUCUCUUACCUCCAUUUUUUUUCUCACUCUUGUAAAUGUUUUUCUUUCAUUCUUAAGCCUAAAUAUACAAAUAACAUGAAUUAUGGUUCACAUUAAAGCAAAUGUUACUAUUGCAUGUAUUAACAAAACAAACUUCUUUUUAGCAGGACCAAGAGAGAAAUGCCUUUGUAUAGUGAAAAAAUUAUACACUGGUUCUUUUAUAAGUCCAAACGACUUGCCAGAGGUGAUUCUACUUAAAGGUUACAGAAUACAAAUCCACUAAAUAGUUCAAAAAAUAAUAAUAAUAAAUAAGACAUUCUAAAUAAUUCUUGCUAUUUAAUUGCAUUCUGAUAUUUUUUCCCCCAGACAGCAGGAGAGAAGGCAGGAGACAAGAACGGCUGAAGUGUUUUUUCCCCGUUGCUUCCUGUCCAGUUCGGAUGACGACGUCCCGUCAGAAUCGCCGGUUUCUGUGAAGUUCUGGGCUCUCAAGUCUCACCUUCCUCUGUCAUCUUCAUCUGACAAACUUCUAUGAAUGUAAAACGUGACAUUAAGGUGAAGUUUUUUUUGUGUUUUGAAGCUCUUCAUAUUAGAGGUCCAUCUUAAGGUUUUUAUCUUUGUCAUUUAGGCAGCUUUCAGAGAGCAUGACUACAGUGGUCUCUUCUUUAAAUUGCACUAUUUUGUUAGCUUGACCAAUGGGGGCUGCUUAUGAAGCUCACUGCUGCAGGAGCCGGGUGGGCUUUUUUAUUUUGACGUUUGAUAUGAAGGUCAAGAGUUUGGCUCUGACUACUCGAGCACUGACAUCUCCCUCCGCCGCGCAAACCAGCACUUCCAGUCAGUCCGCGAGGAAGCACUUCCGGCAACCUCCCGCUGUCUUCCUCGAUAUAUUUCGUCUUCCCGUUUGCGUUCACCCUGUUUCGUCCUCAUCCUUUGAACAUUUCGGCCUCGCGCUGGCACUUAAGUAUAAGAUGUAGUCAAGUUGGUGUGUUGUUAGUGGCGUUUCCUCAUGAAGCUAGUUAUUACCUCAAACUUUCUGCCAGCUGUACUCCGUUGUUUAUUUUGUGCAAAGUCAUUACCGUAGCAGCCUUCAGUGGAUAGGAAUGACCAACUAAAAAAAAAAACAAACAAAAAAAAACGUGGCACUCACUCGAUUUUAACUUUGAAAAAUAAAAAGCAGCAUGCCGUCAACAAUGAGGGGCGUCUGCUUUUUCGUUCCAUCCCACGAUGAGAGUUCCUUCCGUCUUUUAUAUCCUUCCAGUUGCUGUCGAGAUUAAACAGACGAAACCAAAUUAUUUGGGAAGGUAAUCAUUGGUUUUCCUGAACGAGUGUGCAUGUUUAGUCAUCCACAGACUCCCUUCUGAAGGAUGCUCAGUGGGCCACCACGAACUGAAGAGGUUUAUGACUUGUGAGUAUUUUUGCACUCUUGUCCUGAAGUUCUUUGUUACCUUCACACAUGGAUAACUCUUAACUAGCUCUUCUUUUAGCAAUACUGGAUAGAUAAUGCCUUAAUAAAUGGGGUAGAUUUACAGGGAGAGCCCGCAGCCCUCAGGCUCACUCUGUCCUCUUUGUCUUUGAUAGGUUUUGUUUUUAACUCGGGCACAUGGAGGCUUUUAUUGUUUGUUUUUAAAUGAACUUCUUAAACUCAUUUAUACUUUUGAUAGCUGACUGAAGAUUUCAACAGUGAAAACUUGUGAAUAACCGUAUGGUCAAGUGUCAAAUCAUUUUCUAUUGUGACUUUUGUGUUCACACGCAGAGCUCUUUAGUUUAUUGUUGUGCUUCAGAAGACUGAGAAACGAUAAUUUGUAGCACAUGUUGCAGUCAUAGGAAAGAGUUGAACUCUUGAUAUAGCAGUGUUUGAUGCGUAAUGUGACUGUUAUCGGCACUGAGACGACAGCGAAACCCCGUCGUAGAGGCUGACCUUCCUCCACUCUGAUUCUUCGACCGUAGCCCGUAGGACUUGGUUUUAUCUACACAUCGAUUCUCUCACAUUUACAUCUCUCACUUGAGUUUCUGAGCCGUUUACUUUCUGUUUGCAAGUCUCCCAAACUGUCAGUGAUAGGUUUGCUUCAGAUUCAAGCAUCUCCCUAGUUUGUGAGACAGUGCCUUGUAAAAAAAUAUUCAUUCCUCUUGAACUUUUAUCAGAUUGUCUGAAGCUACCAGAAACUUCUUAAUUAGAUUUUUUUUUUUUGACAGAGCAACACAAAAGAAGUGUGUCAGUGUAAAUAGAAGAUAAAUAAGAAAUUAUUUCAUUCAUAAAGUUAUUUUGUAUGAACCUGAAAACAGAAACUGGGAUUAAAUUACACACAUCUGAAUUGUUUACUUAGUAGGUGACUUUUGAAGUCAGUUUCUUUGGAUUUAAUUUGGCAUGUUAGAGUAGUUGGGAUUGAAAGCAAUUCAAUGACACAUUUUUCAGUUUCUGUAAAACCACCUGACUAUUACGUGCCCCUUUGUGUUGGCCAGUACCAUAAAAAUCAGAAGAAAAUUCAUUGAAGUUUGUGGCUGAAAGAAGUUUAAGGAUCUGAAUUCUUUUGCCAGGCAUGUGUACUUGUAGCAGUGACAGAAGGUGAAUGUUGGUUAUGUUUUAUUAGUGUGACUGCAAGAUGGAGGUUUGUCGUCAUUAUGAUUUUCCUCUCAGCCAAGAAAAAGUUCAGACUCAAAGAGUGGAGCAAAGGUUUGCUGAAGCGGUUUCUUUGUCAUGUUGCACUGGGGCCCUGCGAGCCCAAAUGUAAAUGGUUUUUAUGACUUUUUUUAAUUAUUAUUAUUAUUAUUAUUUUAAUAAUAACUUGUAAACUUUAAUAUGUUUGUAUAAAGACACAUUCAUUCCUUUGAGGUUUGGGUAACAGACAUAUUCCAUGUUAUGAAUGUCGUACUGUGUAUCUUUUAUGUAUUGCAACAUUUAAGCACCUGGCUCUAAAGGAGACGUCAGCUAGUAGGAUAUGGAUUGCAUGAAAUGCAGCGAUGUCUCUCAAAUGUAUAGCUAAAUACCAAGUUAUAACUAUGCAUCAUUUAAAAUGCAUUGUUCCCAUGAAUUAAUUAAAAAAAAGAUAGAUGAAAUGAGCACUGAAUUAUAAGAAGGAAAGCACGUUGUUGUCGUUGUACAGUGAAUUUGUUUGACAGAACUGAUCGAAACAAAUUGACAAUAUUCAGAUUUCAAAGCCCUGUAAAGUAUUUUGAUAUUUUUGUGUGCAAGAUUAAAAAGACAACUUUUUUUGUCAAUAAAUGUAUUUUACUGAGUUGUUU